Molecule: messenger RNA, 474 nt
Organism: Meloidogyne enterolobii
Lineage: Eukaryota; Metazoa; Nematoda; Chromadorea; Rhabditida; Meloidogynidae
Source: the annotation of a GenBank genome assembly
UUUUUUAUUAUUUUAGAAUUUGUAGUUGGAGGUACCGGAGUAGAAGGUGGUGAGCUUUUCCUCAAUUUCUUAAAACGUUUUUUAACUGAUGUGGAUGAUGAUGAUAAAGAUGGAGGAUGAGGUAGUUUUUGGGGUUUGAAAUUAAUUAUCGAUUUAACAUCUUUAGUAGAUUGAAGAAAAGAUGGAAGAGAAAUAUCAUCAGUUGUCAAUAUUUCAUCAUCAUCUUCGACUAUGUUAGACGAUGGACGUGUAGAAUUGGUACUCAUUAUUGCUCCCUUAGGCGUAGCUACCAUUUCUACUUUAACAGGCCUAUUUUGUUGCUCAUUUCUCAUUUGUAAAUACCGCCUGAGUUCUUGGUUAUAUUUUACAUUUUUUGCACUUGGAUUAUCUUUCUUUCUUUUAAUUUUUUCAAGAUCAUUUCUAAUUAAAUCGAGAUUAGGUUCACCGGUAUCAAAAGUAGUUAGUCCUUUAUAA